Messenger RNA from Drosophila serrata, 1508 nucleotides. Its product is annotated as DDB1- and CUL4-associated factor 13. The record is from RefSeq and is a predicted model, not a curated record. Gene Ontology annotation, molecular function: protein binding. Gene Ontology annotation, biological process: maturation of SSU-rRNA from tricistronic rRNA transcript (SSU-rRNA, 5.8S rRNA, LSU-rRNA). Lineage: Eukaryota; Metazoa; Arthropoda; Insecta; Diptera; Drosophilidae. Gene Ontology annotation, cellular component: small-subunit processome; nucleolus.
UGGCAGCCCUGCCACUCGCACAUGUUGUUUAUUUCCAAUUUUUUAUUGAAAUCGUUUAACUGCGUCGCAAGAAACACAAAUAAAUGCUAACAGGAUGAAGGUUAAGAUGAUUAGUCGCAAUCCGGACAAUUAUGUCCGGGAAACCAAGGAGCAGCAGCACAAGAUGCCUCGAAACUACGAUCCCUCGCUGCAUCCCUUGGAGGGUCCACGGGAAUAUGUGCGGGCGUUAAAUGCCACCAAAUUGGACCGAGUGUUUGCCAAACCCUUUGUGGCCAACUUAAGUGGCCAUCGGGAUGGUGUGGCAUGCUUUGGCAAGCAUCCCAAGCUACUAUCUAGCCUGGCAACCGGCGCUUAUGACGGGGAGGUGCGUAUUUGGGAUCUGGCUAAUCGCACCAGCAUCCGCCACUUUGUGGCUCACGAUGGCUUCGUCCGGGGCAUUGCCUACACCCGAAACGGGGAUCAGAUCUUCACCGUGGGCGAUGACAAGACCAUCAAGGUUUGGAAGGGCCAAGCACCGGAAAUUGGCGAAGAUGAGGAGCCCGUGAACACCAUACUCAGUAGGUACGGCCUGCAUGGCAUCUCGCACAAUCGAAAGGACAAUAAGUUCGCCACCUGCGGCGAGGUGUGUGCGAUUUGGGAUGAAGAGCACAACGAUCCGUUGAAGACGCUGAAAUGGGGCGUAGACACUCUGCAUACCAUCUCCUACAAUCCAGUCGAAACUGAUAUCCUAGCUUGCUGUGCCAGCGAUCGAAGCAUUAUCCUGUACGACCAACGUGAAGCACAGCCCCUGCGAAAGGUGGUACUUACAAUGAAGAGCAACAAAUUGGCCUGGAAUCCAAUGGAGGCGUUCAACUUUACGGUGGCUAAUGAGGAUUGCAAUCUCUAUACCUUUGACACCCGCAAAUUGCAAACGCCUUUGAAGGUUCACUUCGAUCAUGUUUCUGCCGUCACCGAUGUGGACUACUCGCCCACGGGCAAGGAAUUCGUCUCCGCCAGCUACGACAAGACUGUUCGCAUUUACAAUGCCCAUCAUAGUCACUCUAGGGAUAUUUAUCACACCAAACGUAUGCAACAUGUUGUCUGUGUGGCCUGGUCAUUGGACAAUCGAUAUGUCUUCUCCGGCUCCGACGAAAUGAACGUGCGCAUGUGGAAGGCGAAGGCCUCCGAGAAACUGGGCGUGAUACGACCACGCGAGCGUGUCAACUUCAAUUACCAGGAGGCUCUCAAGCAAAAGUAUGCCGCCCAUCCGCAGAUCAAGCGCAUUGCUCGGCAUCGCCAGGUGCCACGGCAUGUGCUCAAUGCCCAGAAGAAGAUGCGUACGGUCAAGGAGAAGGAGCAGGUCAAGGAGGCCAAUGUGCGCAAGCACUCCAAAAAGGGCAAGGUGCCCUAUGUCAGUGAAAAGAAGAAGCAUGUCCUCAAGGAGGAGGUCUAGAUGGGACUGUUUAAAAACACUAGUUUAAAUAAGUAUGAAUAAUAAAACAUAUUGAUUUUUGUAAGUAUAAUUUAAA